This is a messenger RNA of Caenorhabditis elegans, 2245 nucleotides long. RefSeq names its product DnaJ homolog dnj-20 (gene dnj-20). NCBI's taxonomy places the organism in Eukaryota, Metazoa, Nematoda, Chromadorea, Rhabditida, Rhabditidae. The record is from RefSeq and is marked reviewed. Gene Ontology annotation, biological process: protein folding. The coding region runs from base 7 to 1074 and encodes 355 amino acids. The transcript is spliced from 8 exons.
UAAAACAUGCGGAUAUUGAACGUUUCCCUACUGGUCUUGGCCUCAUCCCUGGUCGCUUUUGUCGAGUGUGGAAGGGAUUUUUAUAAAAUUUUGGGUGUCGCAAAAAAUGCCAAUGCUAAUCAGAUUAAAAAGGCCUAUCGAAAAUUAGCAAAAGAAUUACACCCCGAUAGGAACCAGGACGAUGAAAUGGCAAAUGAGAAAUUCCAAGAUUUAUCGUCGGCUUACGAGGUACUUUCUGAUAAAGAAAAACGAGCAAUGUACGAUCGACAUGGAGAAGAAGGUGUUGCGAAAAUGGGUGGUGGUGGUGGUGGAGGCCAUGAUCCAUUCUCAUCAUUCUUCGGAGACUUCUUCGGUGGCGGAGGUGGUCAUGGAGGUGAAGAAGGAACUCCAAAGGGAGCUGAUGUGACAAUCGACUUGUUCGUCACGCUGGAAGAGGUGUACAAUGGACAUUUUGUCGAGAUCAAACGUAAAAAGGCGGUUUACAAGCAAACGUCAGGAACUCGUCAAUGUAACUGCCGUCACGAGAUGCGUACCGAACAAAUGGGACAGGGAAGGUUCCAAAUGUUCCAAGUGAAAGUUUGUGACGAGUGCCCAAAUGUGAAGCUGGUUCAGGAGAAUAAAGUUUUGGAGGUUGAAGUGGAGGUUGGAGCCGAUAAUGGUCAUCAACAAAUUUUCCACGGAGAGGGAGAACCACACAUUGAAGGAGAUCCAGGAGAUUUGAAAUUCAAGAUUCGAAUUCAGAAGCAUCCAAGGUUCGAACGCAAGGGUGAUGAUCUGUACACAAAUGUGACAAUUUCACUUCAAGACGCGCUCAACGGCUUCGAAAUGGAAAUUCAACAUCUCGACGGGCACAUUGUCAAGGUUCAAAGAGAUAAGGUAACCUGGCCAGGGGCCCGUCUUCGUAAGAAGGACGAAGGAAUGCCAUCCCUUGAAGAUAACAACAAGAAGGGUAUGCUUGUCGUCACUUUUGAUGUUGAAUUCCCCAAGACGGAGCUGUCGGACGAACAGAAAGCGCAGAUCAUCGAGAUUCUUCAACAAAACACCGUGAAGCCCAAAGCGUACAACGGCCUCUAAACAUUAAAUUGGGUGGAUGAAGCCUAGAAGUCGACAUCAAUUACACACACAGUGACCACACUAUUAGAUCUUUUUCCAAUCUGCAAGAAAAUUUUUGAAAUUUUGCAUCGGAAAACUCGUGCUCGAUCUCCGGAUCAAAUCCCACCCCCACCCAACCACUUCAAACCGAAAAUCGCCCGAAUCUUCUUCUAGCAGACGCUGAUCUCUACGUCUUCAUCUUCAACUUCAUCAAGUCCAUCAUUUUAUAAAACCAAUCUUAUUUUUCUCAGUUAUUUUUUUUCAAUGUUUUUUGAGUUUUCUGAGUGGCAAACUUUCGAAUUUUAAAUUCAAAAAAUUUGUAUCUGAAAAUAAUUUAAUCAUGUUUUCCACUCAAAAAGCCCAAAACCAAACUUGGCCAGCACUCGGUACUAGAAACUGCAUCAUUGAUAAGUUUAAGAAGUUAUGGAAAUUCUUAUGAGUUCACAAAAAACCUCUUAUCACUAUCAUAAUCUAAGCUUGUAGCUACCGAUCACGGAGAUAAUCCAGUGUUGAGUCGAACCUGAUCUUCAACUCAAAAAUGAUCCAUUUGGAUCGAAAUUUAUAUAUUAUUUGUCGAAUUGUAUUGCUUAUUAUUCAUUCGUCGAAACAAUGCCUUGCUCUCAUUGGGCUCGGCUUUCAGGUUUUGACGAAUUUAUAAUAUUACUGUGUAUUUUCAUUGUCACCCAAAAAUUGUUAACCACGUCAGAGUUUCUAUUUCUCUUUCCCCUUUUCUCUCUCUCCCCUUCGAUUUCUUCGUUCUUUUAACAGGUUUCUUACUUUUCUUCUCUACGUCUCUCUGUCUCUCUCUCUCACCCGUCCACAAUCUCUGCUUUUCCCAUGAAUCCAAAGUCUCUGAAAUUAUCGAUUGAUUGUUUUUUUUGGGUAUUCCAUUUUCUCAUUUGGUGGCCUUCUCAAUUUUCUCGCAAAAAUCUAGUUUUCUCAGUUGUUGUAUCUGUGAUAGAAAUUAAUUUUUUUUAAAUGAUUUCUGUAAAGUUCUAGUGUAUAAUUCCCAUUUUUGACUGGAAUUUUUCAGAAAUCUUCCCCGCAAAGGCUCAAUUUUUCUAAUGUUCUAUACCGAGAUGUGCCUUCUUGCCUCUGUGCUCCCCCUUAAUUUGGUUUUAACUGUAAUUUCAAGAUAAAUAAGGGAAUAUUA